GCGUGUGCGCGGCGACUGGGUCUGCAGACGGGAAGGUGGGCCCUUCCUGCGCGUGUCAGUGUUUCACCUCCCGUCGGCUUGCGGAGCGCCGACCUCAUGGCGGAGAUAAUUCAGGAGCGAAUAGAAGAUCGGAUUCCGGAGUUGGAACAGCUGGAGCGCGUUGGACUGUUCAGUCACGCGGAGAUUAAGGCUAUAAUUAAGAAGGCUUCUGAUCUAGAAUAUAAAAUACAGCGAAGAGCACUUUUUAAGGAGGACUUUAUCAAUUAUGUUCAGUAUGAAAUUAAUCUUUUGGAGCUGAUCCAGAGAAGAAGAAAACGUGUUAAGUACUCAUUUAAGAAGGAUGAGAUCGAACAUUCUAUCGUGCAGCGAGUACAAGGCGUCUUCCGACGUGCUUCAGCAAAGUGGAAAGAUGAUGUUCAGCUUUGGCUGUCCUAUGUAGUUUUUUGUAAGAAAUGGGUGACUUUGUGGAUUAUGGCGGCCAAGUGGGAAAUGGAAGAUCGCUUGUCUUCAGAAAGCGCAAGGCAUUUGUUUCUUCGGGCUCUUCGCUUUAAUCCAGAGUGCCCAAAACUCUAUCAAGAAUACUUUAGGAUGGAGCUGAUGCAUGCUGAGAAACUCAGGAAAGAAAAGCAAGAAUUUGAAAAAGCUGACAUGGAUAUGGGAGAUUUUGAUCAUCCUGAAGAAAUCCUUAAGGGAGAGUUGGCACGGAUCAUCUACAAAAAUUCUAUAAGCAAGAUUAAAGGUAUAUAUCUUUUGAAUAUUCAUUUGUGGCAGGAGGUCACAAGCUUAAGCCCAGGCUGGAUUGAGUUGUUGCUGCAACACAACUUCUUUACGGAAGCCCUGGAGGUAGCAGAAACUGGGACUGAAUUAUUCAAGGACUCCAUGCCAAUGUGGCAGAAGAAGCUGCAGGUGCUGAUUGAGUCAAAGAGCCCGGAUGUAGAGAAGAGCUUUGAAGAAGCGUUCGUGCACCUGAAGCGCCAGGUUUGUCUGCCCUUGUGGAUUUCUUGGGCAGAGUGGAGUGAGGGUGCUGAAAGCCAAGAAGACACUGAAGCUGUCUUUAAGAAAGCUAUUUUAGCUGUCACAGGUCCCAACUCAGUAACUCUGAAAGAGAAAUACCUGGACUGGGCUUACCGAAGUGGUGGCUACAAGAAGGCCAGGGCUGUGUUUAAGAGUUUACAGGAAAUUCGUCCAUUUUCAGUCGAAUUUUUCAGGAAAAUUAUCCAGUUUGAAAAAGAGCAAGAAUCCUGCAAGAUGCUGAAUUUAAGAGAAUAUUAUGAGAGGGCAUUGAGAGAGUUUGGAUCUGUGGAUUCUGAACUGGGGAUUGAACUCAGGCCCUUGUGCUUUCGGGAGUCAGAGGGCGAAGCAGCCUGCGUGGCUGGGGGUGAUGAGAGACGGUUGCCUUCCGAAGCGCGGGCAGCCGCUGCCACGAUCUGCAUCCCGGGCGUUUCUGGCCCCGCCCAGGCUCCCUGUGACCUGCGCCCCGCCCCCGACCGCGAGCGCCCCCGCUGA
Messenger RNA from Octodon degus (degu), 1506 nucleotides. RefSeq names its product UTP6, small subunit processome component (gene Utp6). Gene Ontology annotation, molecular function: protein binding; snoRNA binding. The transcript has 16 exons. Gene Ontology annotation, cellular component: Pwp2p-containing subcomplex of 90S preribosome; small-subunit processome. Lineage: Eukaryota; Metazoa; Chordata; Mammalia; Rodentia; Octodontidae. The record is from RefSeq and is a predicted model, not a curated record. Bases 97 to 1506 code for a protein of 469 amino acids. Gene Ontology annotation, biological process: maturation of SSU-rRNA from tricistronic rRNA transcript (SSU-rRNA, 5.8S rRNA, LSU-rRNA).